This is a messenger RNA of Lachancea mirantina, 1506 nucleotides long. The record is from the annotation of a GenBank genome assembly. NCBI's taxonomy places the organism in Eukaryota, Fungi, Ascomycota, Saccharomycetes, Saccharomycetales, Saccharomycetaceae.
AUGUUUGCAGUGGCCUGGCCGUAUAAGUAUUUCACCGUUUUUUGUCUUGGAGGACUUGUAGGGUCCAAUUUUGUGUGUGGACAAGUACUUCCGAGACAUGAAGAUAAUAUUUAUGAGUCGCGACCACCGUAUGGAGAUGACUUUGACAACGAGUUUGAUGUUGAUUUGAUCUUAUUCAGUGUGUUGUUUAUGGUGUCGUGCUAUUUUUUGCUGACGAUCAUCUAUUUUUGUAUCAAGUACCUGGUAAGGAGGUAUUUGACAACGGGCAUUUCGCUGAAUGGGCAAGGUACCACACGGAUCUUGGGACCCGCUGUUAAUGCAAGAUGGCCUAGUGCACUGGACGAUGAAAAUGUGGUCAGGGAUAAAUUAGCGAAAAUGUCGCCUGAAGAGCAAUUUUAUUACAAACAAGGUGAAGAAUUCAUUCGGCAAAAUCCACCCCUCGUCAUACCUGAGGCCAUUGGAACCGACGCCGAAGAUCCUAUAAUAAACGAGCAAACUUUGCAAUUUAUAGAGGAAGAAGGAGCCCACGCUUGGGAAUUCCAGCCAAAUGCAAAUCUUCCAAAUGACACGAUAUUGGUAGAAAACCGAACCGAAAUUACUUUCCUGAAUUACAACUAUGACGCAUCCGUGAUGGCAAAUUUACCGAUUCCGCGCAUCAACCGCAUCUAUUACUGUGAAUUUAAAAUUUUUGAACUCAAUACUGCUGGCAGUGGCAAUAAUCAGUUGUCUGAUAGUGAGCUCAUAUCUUUCGGUUUGUGCACGUCUCCUUAUCCUUACUUUAGGUUACCAGGAAGACAUCACCAUUCGAUUGCCUAUGACUCUUCGGGAGGCCGCCGGUUUAACGAUUCCUUCGAACAAGCACCCGAGCUCGCAUCCCUAUUCCCCAGAUGUGAGAAGGGGGAUGUUAUCGGAAUCGGUUAUAGGAGUAACAGUGGUACAGUAUUUUUCACUCGCAAUGGUAAAAAGUUGAAGGAAAAAUCUGUCGGUGGUCAUAUCAAGGGUUGGAAACUCAAAUAUCUCUAUCCCAUAGUCGGCGCUAAUUUACCAUGCAAAGUUCAUGUCAACUUCGGCACGCACGGAUUUGUUUAUAUUGAGGCUAACGUGAAAAAAUGGGGGUACGCUAAGUUAAACGGUAUCAAGCUACCCCCUCCCUCUUACGAAGAUUAUGACCAAGACGUUCUGGUCGAAAGCAAUUAUGAGGACGAUCUCUCUGACAACGAAAGCGUUUCGACCUCUGAAGUUGGUAACGUGGUUGAUCGUGAAGGACAUUUGCUGCCACCCCCACCGGGAUUUGAGUUCAGUACUUCUCCUUCCUCUGUUGUGGGUGAUGAAUAUACUUUGAACUCUUUGCCAGCUGAACCCCCCUCCUACAUCUCUGAUGAUCAUGAAUCAAUUGAAAUUCAGAAUUCUGCACCAGGAGCUGGAGACUCUCGCGAAGACGGUAAAAGCUCACAUGACGACAACGAUGAGGCUAAAAAAAAUGCAUUUGUCAAUCAAUUCUUGUAG